Messenger RNA from Cuscuta campestris, 2445 nucleotides. Lineage: Eukaryota; Viridiplantae; Streptophyta; Magnoliopsida; Solanales; Convolvulaceae. The record is from the annotation of a GenBank genome assembly.
GAAACAUCAUCAUCAUCAUCAUCAUCAUCAUCAUCCCUCUCCGGUUCAACUCAAUCCAUCCCUCCCUCACCUGGGAGAAAAAUAAAGACCACGAUAAUAAUACACACCCCCACACACACAAUUCUUCCCAUCAUUCAUCUUUCAUGGAGUAUUUAACUUUCUCUCCCUCUCUCAACCUUCUUCUCCUCCAAGUCCCAAAUUUUACGUUGACCCUUUGAUCCGAGUGAUACACACCUUGUGCUGAUCAUAUAAAAUCGCAGAUAAUAUUUGGCGGAAUUCCCAAACAAACGCGCUAGAUGUCUUCUUUCUUUUGAGACUCAUCGCAGGCAUGGGUUUUGAGGAAUCUCGGGGGUCUCUGUUUAAAAUGUUUGAAGCUGCAGUUGAUAAAUUCUAUCAACUCUUACUAGUAUGAGGUAGCAGAAAUUAGAAGGUCCAGUUGUUGCGUCCUGGUGGAAUUCUUAGAAGCGAUUCUUGAGGUUAUAAUUGAGAUUUUGAAAGCUGAUUCUGAUUAUCAGUUCCCAUGGAUGCCGCCGCGGGGGGGACCCCAAGUGUUCAAUAUUGUAACAUUUCCGAGCAGCCGAUUGCUUCUCUUGUCACCUCCCACGCCCCACCAUUUCCAAAGAAACAAAGGCACUGUUUCGGAAGCACUUGUCCCGGGGAGUUCCCAUUGUCUGCAAAUCCCUCCAUUGUCCUUCAUGUCCUCACCGGGUGUAACCUGGACCCACAAGACCUCGCGGCACUAGAGGCAAGUUCUUUCUUUUCCAUUCAUUGCAAUCCAAGGCUCGCCAUACUUGUCUUUUGGAAUUGAUAUUUCUGCUGAUUUGAGUUUAUUAUGAUGUGGGUUUCGCAGGCCACUUGCUCUUUCUUCAGGCAACCCGCGCAUUUCCCCCCUGAUUUUGAGCUCUCUUUGGCUGAGCUGGCAGCUCUAGACAUGUGCCAUAAGAGAGCUAUAUUUAAACCCAUGACAGAAGAGGAGAGGGGAGAGUUAAAGCGAAGGUGUGGGGGAUCUUGGAAACUUGUCCUAAGAUAUUUGCUGGCUGGGGAGACAUGUUCACGGCGAGAGUCUUCACAAGCAGUAGCGGGUCCCGGCCAUAGUAUUGCCGUGACUUCCAAAGGAGCUGUGUAUGCGUUCGGCUCUAAUAGCUCUGGACAGCUUGGACGCGGAACAACCGAGGAAGAGUGCAGGCCCCACAUCAUUAGAUCUCUGCAAGGGGUACGCAUCAUUCAAGCAGCAGUGGGAUCGGGGCGGACGAUGCUAAUAAGUGAUGCCGGGAGGGUUUAUGCUUUUGGGAAGGACCUGUUUGGCGAAUCUGAUUACGGUGUUGGAGGGAAUAAAACAGUGGCUACCCCACAGUUGGUAGAGUCUUUGAAAGGCAUCUUUGUUGUACAAGCCGCGAUCGGAAACUUCUUCACGGCUGUGUUGUCUAGGGAAGGGCAGGUUUACACAUUUUGUUGGGGGAAGGAAAGUAGACUCGGUCACCAAACGGAGGCUACUGAUUUGGAGCCUCGCCCGUUGCUUGGGGCACUUGAAAAUGUACCGGUGGUGCAGAUUGCAGCAGGAUAUUGCUACCUCCUUGCUUUGGCUUGUCAACCUAGUGGUGCCAUGUCUGUAUACUCUGUUGGUUGUGGUUUGGGUGGAAAGCUUGGUCACGGCACGCGGUCAGAUGAAAAGGUCCCAAGGUUGAUUGAAAAGUUCCAAACUUUGAAUCUUCAACCGGUUGUAGUUGCAGCCGGGGCAUGGCAUGCAGCUGUGGUGGGGAGAGAUGGGAGGGUGUGCACUUGGGGUUGGGGCCGUUACGGGUGUUUGGGUCAUGGGAAUGAGGACUGUGAAACGGCUCCUAAGGUUGUGGAAGCCCUCAGUCACAUUAAAGCGGUCCAUGUUGCCACGGGGGACUACACUACAUUUGUGGUUUCUGAUGAUGGGAGUGUCUAUUCGUUUGGUUGUGGAGAAUCGUCUAGUCUUGGACACAAUGCCGUUGCAGCCGAGGGGCAGGAAAAUAGACACUCAAACAUCUUAAGCCCAGAGCUAGUGACAUCACUGAAACAGGUGAAGGAGAGGGUUGUACAGAUAAGUCUGACCAAUUCCAUAUAUUGGAAUGCCCACACAUUUGCCCUAACUGAAUCGGGCAAGCUUUACGCCUUUGGGGCAGGCGAUAAAGGGCAGCUCGGGGUUGCCCUCCCUUCAGACCAAACUGAAAGGGCAAAUCCCGAACGUGUCCAAAUUGAUCUCAGUUAGCCAUUGGAAUCUUUUCUCAUUAUAUUGUUUUUAGUUUGUGCAGUUUGUCUCUCUGUAAAUUUCUCAUGUCUAUCUUGUAAAUAUUCAAACAAAACAAAAAAAAACAGGAUAUUUAUUGUGAAUAAGCUAGGUUUUAAGAUUUGGAAAUUAACCUUUGAAAAAAAAGGUUUGGUUAUUUCAUCCAACAGCAGUAAAAUGUUUGAUACAUA